GUCUCAAACUUUCCGCGCCAACGUAUACAUGCGCGCACGCAACCAAAAGUGCGAAUAUUCCGAAAAUACGAUCUUUUUUGAAUGAAAAAAUGUGAUUCGAAGUUUGAAUUCAUUUUGCUAUCAUAAUUCGGUGAUGGUGAUAAUGUAUUUAAAAAAGAAUUAGUGCUGUGUUUUUUUUUUUUGUUUUGUGAUAUAUUGGAUUUUGUAUAGUUCAACAUGAAUAUUGUAUUUUAUAUUCUUUGUGCUGUAUUCGUCGUGUACAGGGCAACAGAUGCAUUUGAAACAAAAUUCAACCUACUUCAACCACCAGCCGACAAAGCGGACCUCGUAGGAGAAUCUUACAAUGGCGACACAUAUUCCACUAGAUUUGUCACGAAAACUGGCGUGGAAGUCAAAGACACAGACACAGGCCUCCUUGGCACAAAACUAGCUCCACCAUUCAUAGUCACAGCAAUCUUCAAAAUGUUCCACGGAAAAUCAUCAUGUCUUUUUUCUAUUAAUCAGAAUAAUAGCAUAGUCCUAAACUUGUGCCUUCGACCGGCAGACAAAAGUGUCUCUAGACUGAGUUUAACUUCAGAUUUAUUCACGCCGAAGGAUUCCGUGUAUUUCCUAUUCAAUGACAAUUUUGUAGAUAAAUGGAUCAAAAUUGUCGUGUACGUGAAAGAUAAUUCAGCACUGCUGUUAGUGAAUUGUAGUCAACAACCAGAAAAGUUUGGGCUGGUUAGAAAUAGUGAACACAAUGAAUUUCUUCUGGACAAUAUAAAUAUAAAAUUGGCUUACCCGGCGGAGAGUCGGAAUCAAUUUAAGGGCCUCAUAGAAGAGAUAAGUUUGUAUACAGACGUUAACGAUGAUUCUUUAAAAAACGUUUGCUAUAAGAUAACGUCUGACAUUGAUUCACUAGGAGAGUCAGAACCGCCGACUACGACACCUCCUGAUAUACCAGACAUAUUUCCUGAAAAAGGAGAUAAGGGCGAAGUGGGGCAAAAAGGAGCAGUAGGACAAAAGGGUGAAGUAGGUCAAAAAGGGGAAUUAGGCCAGAAGGGUGAAGUGGGACCAAAAGGCGAGGUUGGGCAAAAAGGGGAAGUCGGUCAAAAAGGUGAAAUGGGACAGAAAGGAGAGGUGGGGCAAAAAGGAGAGGUGGGACAAAAAGGUAUAGACGGUGAAAAGGGAAUAGAAGGCUUGAGUGGCAAAGAUGGGUUGCGUGGAGACAUGGGUGAGGAUGGAAUACAGGGACUAAAAGGAGCUAAAGGUGACAAAGGCGAAAUUGGACCUAAAGGCGAUAUUGGACCGCAAGGACUACGUGGUUUGGAAGGCGCGUUUGGAUUAAAAGGAGACAAAGGCGUAUGCCAAUGUUCUGAAGAAGUUGUAUCAACUCUGCUUCUUAAAAUGCCUGAAAUGAAAGGCCCCGUUGGUGAAAGAGGCCCACCAGGUUACGAUGGCAGAGCUGGCCCACCAGGUGAAACUGGUAAAAUGGGACCUGAAGGCAAAAGGGGCCCUGAGGGUCUAAAAGGCGAUAGAGGAGAGAGAGGUGAUGACGGACUACCAGGAAGCGAUGGAGCCGUUGGGCAAAAAGGAGAACCAGGAAAAGAAGGCAUGAAAGGAGCUCCGGGUGAAAGGGGACCAAAAGGAGAGAGAGGACCACCGGGUGAAAUUCGUAUGGAAACAGAAGAUGAGAUAAAAUCAAGAACCGUCAUAAUACCUGGAGAAAGGGGUGAGGUCGGGCCCGUUGGACCACCUGGUAUUAUAGGGCCAAAAGGUGAUCGGGGGGAGGUUGGACCUAAAGGAGAAGUAGGAGAGAGAGGACCAAAAGGUGAUGAGGGACACAGAGGAAUUCAGGGUCCUCGAGGUGAAAAAGGUGAUAUUGGUGAAGCAGGUAUAGAUGGAUUGCCAGGCAAAUCUGGACAACAUGGCCGACCAGGAAGGGAUGGAGAAAAGGGCGAAAGAGGAGAUAAAGGCGCGCCUGGUCUAGCCGGCCUACCAGCUUCGCUAACUGAACUCCUAGAUGCCAAGAACGCCGCCGUAGCUGAAAAACUAAGAGGCGACAAAGGAGACAGAGGUGAAAGAGGUGACAAGGGUGAAAAGGGGAAUAAAGGAGAUAUAGGUUUACAAGGACCAACAGGAAAAGACGGCAGAGAUGGUCCACCAGGGAUAAAAGGGGAAGUUGGCCCUGAAGGAAAGACUGGACGUAAAGGAGACAGGGGUGAACCCGGCCCAGCUGGUCAAGUGCCUGAAUCACAAAUAGCAUUAUUGAAGGGUGCAAAAGGUGAUAGAGGUCAUCCAGGAUUAAGGGGUGCACAUGGACCGACAGGAAAGAAAGGACAACUGGGUGCGAGGGGCCCAACAGGACCUAGAGGACCAAAAGGAGAUCGCGGCCCAGCAGGCCCAGUGGGACCUAUGGGACCAUCGGGAUAUAAUGGCACAAUCGGUGAAAAGGGCGAAAAAGGAGAGAGCGCUCCGAAAAUUGAUUUGUAUAAGUUAAAAGGUGACAAAGGAGAUAGAGGUCUUCCAGGAGAUCCUGGGAAGCAAGGACCAAUAGGGCCUCAAGGGCCACCAGGAACGUGUACAGAAGCUUCGACCCAUGCUUCGAUAAUGGGACCCCCUGGCCCACCCGGGCCUCCGGGACCACCUGGUUUAUCUUUUCGUGGACCUAAAGGCGAACCUGGUGUUUCAUUUAUAAAUCCAGUUCCAGCUGAUCCGGGAGAUGACGACCACGGUUUUCCAGCCCAAACUGUUAUCUACAGAACGAGACGAGCUUUGAUCAAGAGAACAGAAGAAACUUCAGUGGGUACGCUAGCAUACGUUUUACAGGAAGAAUUGUUAUUGCUCAGGGUGGAAAAUGGAUGGAAACAUAUUAUGAUGUCAUCAUUCAUGGACACGAGUUUACCAACAGUGAACUUACAAUUGGACUCACCCACCACUACGUACUUGCCGCCUCUCUCUUCGGCUGGUACACACGUAUCACCUUCAUCGUACCCUACUACCACAUACAAACCAUUGCCAUCACCAACCGCCCCGUACAGACUACCUCCAGAAAGUAAAAUUCAUAAGCCACCUCGAAAGAAGCAUGUUAAAAAGUUUAUCCGACUGGCGGCACUAAAUGAGCCUUAUUCAGGAAAGAUAUCCUACAAUAAACGUAAUAACAAGAAAGAAGGGCGGGAAGCUGCCGACCAGCUUUGUUAUGAACAAGGAAUCUUAUUCAGUCAUAAUGCAACCUUCAGAGCAUUCUUGGCUUCAAGUGACCAAAACCUCAAAAGCUUAGUUAGCAAAGCGGAUUGGAAAGUGCCAGUGGUUAACCUGAACGAAUACCUGCUGUUUAAAUCUUGGGAGAGUAUUUUCGACGGUAGUGGAGCAGAAUUCGAUAAUCUAUCAGCAAUAUACAGCUUCAAUUGGAAGAGUGUUUUAAUAGAUUCUAAUUGGCCAAAUAAAACGGUUUGGCAUGGCAGCGUGAACAAUGGUCAGGGUUCAGCGAACCUGACCAGAAAUUGUAACAACUUUCACAGCGGGUCCAAAUAUUACUACGGACACGCAUCACAUCUAAGCAAUAGUAAAAUACUUAACCAAGAAGUAUAUCCCUGUGAUAGUAAAUUUAUAGUACUUUGUAUAGAAGUAGAAGCGUAUAGAGGUAUAUCAACAGGCACUCGACGAAGACGGAGGCUACGUCACCGACGCCGGCGGCAUAGUUUAUUUAAUUGACAAAAUUAGGAAGGCCUUUUAAUUUUAAGUAAGAAAACAAUAAUUCUUGUUUGAUCACUUCGAUUGGGUUGCAAAAUUAAUAUCACCUUAUUUAUCUUGUAGUUAAAAUAUUAGACCACCAAUUACUUACAAAAAGUAUUGUUUAAAAAAUAAUACUCAAUUAAAAUAAGAUUUAAAAUUCUUCUCUGUAAUGUAUUUUCACCGAUUUGUAAAUAGUAGAUUUAGGUAGCACAUCUUAUUUCGAGAGCAUUUUGAACAAAAUUAAGCAUUUAAUUUCAUGAUUUUGUAAGAAAACUUAGUAUAUAAGGAGCGAGUAUUCUUAUAAUAAGAAUGUAAUUCUAAUUGAUUUCUCAAUUGGUCGUAGUUGCUAGACUCAUUGAAAUUUCACAGAGAUGGGACUAAACAUGAUUCACCUAUAUCCAGAGGUAAGAUAAGCGAUUGUUUAAGUCUCAUGAAAGAAAUAAAGUGCUAUUCAUAGUCACCAAAAAUGUAUCUAUUAUUUCCCACAAAAUUAAUAAUUAGACUAAUCUAAUUUAGGCUUAGUAAUUUGCCAAAAAUAUUUUGGAUCAAAUGAAAAAGAAAUACGUAAAAUUUUAGACUUUCGAUAAAAUAAGCAAUUACUUUUCCAAUUUUAGUCAUUAUUAUUUAUGUUUAAUUUUAUUCUGUGCCAUAAUAAUGUCGUCGUUAUACAAGAAAAUAAUUAACAAAAAUAAAACUGUUAAAAUUUUAAUUA
Molecule: messenger RNA, 4426 nt
Organism: Helicoverpa zea (corn earworm)
Lineage: Eukaryota; Metazoa; Arthropoda; Insecta; Lepidoptera; Noctuidae
Product: collagen alpha-1(XVIII) chain-like
Exons: 26
Coding region: 217-3693 (1158 amino acids)
Source: RefSeq, a predicted model, not a curated record